AUGAAAAGUAAAGACAUACAAACAGCUGUAAAAAGUAAAUAUGAAAAUGGUGAUGGACCGGUGAAAAUUUAUCGUGAUUUGACUGGAGUGGUUUCAUUACAAACAAUUAAAAUCAACAGCACUGACUCUAUCAAUUUAUCGUCUCCUCCUGGCUGCCCGUGCACAGGUCGGACAAAAGCCAAUAUCUCGAAGCAGGUUGAUGCUAGACCUCACACACAUCACUUGAGUCAAAAAUGGUGUGCUGAUCAUUUUGGUACAUUCAACCCGAAGAACCGUUGUCCACCUAAUUCGUCUGAUUUAUGUCCAUUAGAUUAUAAUUUAUGGAACGAACUGGCUGAAGUUAUGAAUUGGGACCACAUAACAACAAAGGCAACACUGAUAGAAAAAUUGAAAAAAGAAAAAAAUUUACAUUCAGUACUUGACUGCACUGUACGAUUACGUUUGAUUCCAAAAAGUGGUGAAGAUUAUAUUCGUUGA
This is a messenger RNA of Didymodactylos carnosus, 477 nucleotides long. The record is from the annotation of a GenBank genome assembly. NCBI's taxonomy places the organism in Eukaryota, Metazoa, Rotifera, Eurotatoria, Philodinida, Philodinidae.